AUGAAAAAUAUUAUUAAUUUAGUUAUUUUUUCAGGUUAUUGGCCUAUUGCUGGUAACUUUGGUUUAAAUACAAACCUUUUAGAAACUAAUUUAAUUAAUUUAAGUGUGGUGGUUGGCUUAUUAGUUUACUUUGGAAAGGGAGUGUUAAAUAAUUUAUUAAGUAAUCGUAAACAGACCAUUUUAAGUACAAUUAAGGAUGCAGAAGAACGGUAUAAUGAAGCAACUGAUAAACUUAACCAAGCUCGAGAGCGAUUAGAACGAGCAAAAGUAAAAGCAGAUGAAAUUCGUGUAAACGGUCUUUCACAAAUAGAGAGAGAAAAAAAAGAAUUAAUAAAUGCUGCUGAUGAAGAUUCCAAACGAUUAGAAGAUUCAAAAAAUGCUACUAUUCGUUUUGAAGAACAGAGAGCUAUUGAACAAGUUCGACAACAAGUUUCUCGUCUUGCAUUAGAAAGAGCUUUAGAAGCUUUAAAUAAGCGUUUAAAUAGCGAAUUACAUUCACGCGUAAUUGAUUAUCAUAUUGGCCUACUUAGAGCCAUGGAAAGCACAAGUGAUUAG
This is a messenger RNA of Physcomitrium patens, 555 nucleotides long. The record is from the annotation of a RefSeq genome assembly. NCBI's taxonomy places the organism in Eukaryota, Viridiplantae, Streptophyta, Bryopsida, Funariales, Funariaceae.